AUGGAUAGACAAGGUUUAGGAACCAUGAGUAUUCCCAUGAUUAACCCUUUCAAUUGGGGCUAUAAUGGUACAGUGAAACAUAUCAUUUCACAAGAUGGAACUACUGCCCUGAAUUUAAAGGAUUCGAAAGGUACUUUACAAUUCCAUCAAUUUGUUUCGGAUAAUAUUCCUACAUUGAGAAAUGGUUCCAAUUUUAAAUUAAACCCUUUCCUAUUUACAGGUAUCUUACAAACUAUGUAUUUAGCAUCUGCUGAUUUUUCUUCAAAAUUCAAUGUUUUCUAUGGUAGAGAAAUCAAGAAUUUUUCAGAUGAUGGGAUUGCUACUAUUGAUUGGGUUAUGACUAAACACUGGCAGAAACAAUAUAAUAUAACUGAGACUAGUAAUGGUGGUAUGAAGUUUGAUACUGAUAAAUUUGAAACUGAUAGACAAGAAACUCACCCAGCUGAUUGGCCUCGUUUACACCCUAGAACAAGAUUCUUGAAAAAAGAGGAAUUGGAUUUAAUUCAUGAUGACCCUUCAGAAUUUAAGAAGCCUCUAGUAAUUAUUAUUCAUGGUGUUGCUGGUGGAUCUCACGAACCUAUUAUUAGAUCUUUGGCCCAAGAAAUUUCAUCUAUUAAUAACGGUAAUAAAUUCCAAGUUUGCGUCUUAAAUGCUCGUGGUUGUGCUCGUUCCAAGAUCUCCAACAAGAAAUUAUAUUCUGCUCUACAUAUUCAAGAUAUGGAAGAAUUUAUUAAAACACAAAAAUUACAAUAUCCAAAUAGAAAGAUUUAUGCAGUUGGGUUUUCCUUUGGGGCUGCUCAAUUGGGUAACUAUUUAGGUAUGAGAGGUGAAAAUACUGCGUUAAAUGCUGCUUGUACCGUCUCAGGUCCAUGGGAUUUAGUAUCAUCUUGUUUGAAGUUAAAGCAAGAUUUCUGGUCCAAUAAAUUAUUUUCAAAAGCCAUUACUCAGUUCUUAACAAGAUUAGUUAAAGUCAACAUGGGUGAAUUAGAAGUUCCAGAAGGCUAUGAACCCGAAUGUAAACCAACUCCAGAAAACCCAAUAUUUUACACUUGUACAAAAUCUAAUGUAAAAAAGGCAAAAACAUUAACUUCCACUAUUGAAUUUGAUGGAAUGUUUACUGCUCCAUCUUUAGGGUUCAACUCCGCAUUAGAAUAUUAUAGAGAGGCAAGUCCAAGAAAUAAUUUGGAAAAUAUAAAGACCCCAACAUUGGUAAUCAACUCCACUGAUGAUCCAAUUAUUGGGUUGGAGAGUAUCCCAAUUGAAUCUAAAAUGAAUCCAAACAUUCUAUUGUGUGAAACUGAUCUGGGUGGCCAUUUGGCCUAUUUAGAUAGUAACUAUGAUUCUUGGAUGACAAAACAAGUGGCUCAAUUCUUUUACAAAUUUGAUGAAUUAGUUUUGUAA
Henningerozyma blattae CBS 6284 is the source of this 1401-nucleotide messenger RNA. RefSeq names its product YheT family hydrolase. The record is from RefSeq and is a predicted model, not a curated record. Lineage: Eukaryota; Fungi; Ascomycota; Saccharomycetes; Saccharomycetales; Saccharomycetaceae. The coding region runs from base 1 to 1401 and encodes 466 amino acids. Gene Ontology annotation, molecular function: monoacylglycerol lipase activity; acetylesterase activity. Gene Ontology annotation, biological process: medium-chain fatty acid catabolic process; medium-chain fatty acid biosynthetic process. The transcript has a single exon.